AUGGGUACGAAUGUGGGUGUGGUAUGGGUAUGGGUAUGGAUAUGGAUAUGGUAUGGUUAUACUUUAUUACUGUACAAUGUACGGAGUACCGAGGGUGAUGGAGACGAGGAUACUGUAACACGUUGGAUGGAUAUUGGGUAUGAGUGA
Messenger RNA from Sclerotinia sclerotiorum 1980 UF-70, 147 nucleotides. RefSeq lists its product with no specific name. The record is from RefSeq and is a predicted model, not a curated record. The coding region runs from base 1 to 147 and encodes 48 amino acids. The transcript is spliced from 3 exons. Lineage: Eukaryota; Fungi; Ascomycota; Leotiomycetes; Helotiales; Sclerotiniaceae.